AUGAACACUCUCUGGCGCAUCGGCGGCUUCCUCACCAAUAGUCACAGCCCUAAGAAGUUCAGGUCUCACCGGAAGAAGAUCGUCUUCGGACCGACUCAGCCGCCGGACUGCCUCAUGGUUUUCGAUUCCGAGAGGAAGUCGUCGGUGAUUCUCGAGGCGCAUAGGUUGCAGGUUCCGAUUGUUUCGCUUGUGGACUCGGACAUGCCUAUUGUGUACCUGUUCUGCAAUUUGAUCACCAAGACGUUCAUACUUCAGCAGAAGAAAAGUGGCGUCGAUUCUGCUGAAAUUGAGACUAGUGAGCGAGUGGGGGUUAUAGAGGAGGCUAAGAGCGCAAAGAAGGAUGAGGUGCUUAUGGUUCAAUCAAUUAAAGGAUGA
Molecule: messenger RNA, 375 nt
Organism: Rosa chinensis
Lineage: Eukaryota; Viridiplantae; Streptophyta; Magnoliopsida; Rosales; Rosaceae
Product: ribosomal protein S2, mitochondrial
Exons: 2
Coding region: 1-375 (124 amino acids)
Biological process (GO): translation
Cellular component (GO): mitochondrial small ribosomal subunit
Molecular function (GO): structural constituent of ribosome
Source: RefSeq, a predicted model, not a curated record